Molecule: messenger RNA, 7990 nt
Organism: Labrus bergylta (ballan wrasse)
Lineage: Eukaryota; Metazoa; Chordata; Actinopteri; Labriformes; Labridae
Gene: phaf1
Product: phagosome assembly factor 1
Biological process (GO): Golgi to plasma membrane protein transport
Cellular component (GO): synaptic vesicle membrane; trans-Golgi network; dendrite
Source: RefSeq, a predicted model, not a curated record
UUAUCAGCUGAUCCUGCUGGCUGUUGUUGAUGCCUGAAGUUGCUGUUGUUUGGACACCGUGUCGCUCUUAUCUGCUCCUGACAUUGAAGAGACAUUAAACCCCGAGAGAGGGACACUGUGGGCAUUCACCGUUUGAAUAUCUAAAGAGAAUCAAGGGAAGCGUCGUGUCUUUAAGACUUUAUAUUCUGUCGACAGGAGAGCAGCUAGCCUCUUCAGCUUGAACGGUGAAGAGAAGAAAAACAGCCGACGGCUUGGCGUGUUUUCUUUGUUUAUGUCGUGCCAGUCUCAACCGCGGAAUCAGUUUUAUUUGCCUCGAAUUUAGUUUUUUGUUUUCCUGCACAUACAUUAUUUAUAUUUAUGCUCAUUUACCAUAACACGGAGAGCAGCUAGCUCGUAUGCUAACGUUAGCACAGUGUUGUUGUCAAGCUUUCGUAACCGCCCGACAGUGACUGAAAACAGGGACUGACAGACGAAGAAGUCGGGCUGGAGGAAUUAAUGUCGUGCCUCUGUGUUUUUUUCUUAUUAUUCCCACAAUCUGUCACUUGUUAGUUGCUUUGUUGAACUGUUAUAGCUGAACAAGUUGUUUUUCUCUCAAAGCGUUUGAGACGUUUUAGUCUGUUAGUCAUAGUCAUCUCUUUGUUCAGUCCUGAAUUUGAAUCAAGUGAGUUCAUGUGUUUUGUUUUUUUAAAAGGUACAUUUUUACGUACACAAGCAAGUAGUGUGUAAAGUGACAGCUGGCCUUGUACGUUUCAGGCUGACAGGUUGCGUCAUUUGUUUGUGUGCAGGCUGUGAGUCUAUGCAGUGUAUCUGUUCACCUCUUAUUUGAAACCUCUGUAUCUCUGUUAGCUGUAGGUACUCAGCCUCAGGUGCUGUUGUGGAUGUCAUUUUAAAUAUUUAACACAUUUUGUCAUUCUCCUCUCAUGCGACAUGUAAUGAAGUGACCAUAUUUCACUGUACUUUAUAGAUUUAGUAGCUGUUUCAUGUUCACACUCUUGAAUUUAGUAGCUCUGUGAAAAAAGAAAAAAAAAUGAAUUGAAGUUGCUACCUGAGGCUAUUUUGAGACAGUGGGUGAAAUCAGGGAGAGACAGGCUAAAAGAAAGGGUCCCUCAGAGGGGUCCCAUUGUGUCUUAAGGUGAGCUGAGCUGCCCCCCCCCCACUACUUGCCAAUGCUGGAUCUGGAGGUGGUGCCUGAGAGAUCACUAGGAAAUGAGCAAUGGGAAUUCGCCUUAGGGAUGCCAUUGGCCCAGGCCAUCUCUAUUCUUCAGAAACACUGCCGCAUCAUCAAAAAUGUCCAGGUGCUAUACAGUGAACAGACGCCACUCAGCCAUGACCUCAUACUGAAUUUGACUCAGGAUGGGAUUAAACUGCUGUUUGAUGCCACAAAUCAGAGACUCAAGGUGAUUGAAGUCUACGACCUGAGCAAAGUGAAGUUGAAAUACUGUGGAGUCCAUUUCAACUCUCAGGCCAUUGCGCCGACAAUAGAGCAGAUAGACCAGUCAUUCGGAGCGACUCACCCUGGAGUUUACAAUGCCGCAGAGCAGCUGUUCCAUCUCAACUUUCGAGGCCUGUCCUUCUCCUUCCAGCUGGACUCAUGGAACGAAGCUCCAAAGUACGAGCCUAACUUUGCCAUGGGUUUGGCCUCCCUGCAGAUUCCACAUGGGGCAAUGGUCAAGAGGAUGCACAUCUACACGGGCAACAACCUGCAAGAAACAAGAGCUCCAGUGAUGCCGUGGGCGUGUUUUCUUGGUAACAUAUAUGCAGAUGGCGUGGAUGUCCUGAGAGACCAGGCAGGGCCUCUUGGGCUUAAACUCCGCCUUCUCACUGCAGGCUGCGGACCAGGUGUGAUGACUGAUGCUAAAGUGAGGACCAUAGAAAGAAGCAUCUACUUUGGAGACUCUUGUCAGGAUGUUCUGGGUGCUCUGGGCUCGCCACAUAAAGUCUUUUACAAGUCCGAGGACAAGAUGAAGAUUCACUCUCCAUCACCUCACAAGCAGGUUUCUUCUAAAUGUAAUGACUACUUCUUCAACUACUUCACCCUGGGAGUGGAUAUCCUGUUUGACUCAACAACACACCUGGUUAAGAAGUUUGUCCUCCACACCAACUUCCCUGGACAUUAUAACUUCAAUAUAUACCAUCGCUGUGACUUUAAGAUUCCACUGGUCAUUAAGAAAGAAGGAGCAGAUUCUCAGAGGGAGGACUGCAUCUUAACCACCUACAGCAAGUGGGAUCAGAUUCAGGAGCUGCUGGGACAUCCUAUGGAAAAACCUGUUGUGCUUCACAGGUCCUCUUCAGCCAAUAACACGAACCCCUUUGGCUCCACCUUCUGCUUUGGACUACAGAGGAUGAUCUUUGAGGUGAUGCAAAAUAACCACAUAGCAUCCGUGACCCUCUAUGGAGCCCCGCGGACCGCCAGUAAAGCCAGACCUGAGUCAAGUAGUAGUUCCCACUGAACGAGUGACCAUGACCAUAUCCCAUUUGGCCUCUCCUGAAUUUAGUACCUCUACUGACUGAACCUCUAACCCAGAGCCAGAUUCUUAACCAAGCAGACCUGAACCAGAACAACACAAAUAUUCUUGCUCAGCUCAUAUGCUACUCAUUUAACAGAACACAAAAUCAGACCUGGAAUUGAUCAACUAUUGUCUGGGGUUCCUGAGACGCAGUCCUUUCAGUCCGCUCAAUAAACCCACCCUGGACAAGGAUCUGGUGUCAUGGUUUCUGUGCUGAAGUGCUGAUGCUUUGACAUGAAAACAAUGUAAACUCUAGUAGAGAUCAACUGUUUCCCCGUCUCCAUGCUGCUUCUGCAUGUACCGAGGGACCACAGAAGAAGACGUCUUCAGACUGCAGUUAGGAAGUCAUGGUUUACCCAGUGAGACGUGACAGCAGUCUGUACAUGACAGUAACCUCCAUGGCAUCAUGGUGGAUGAAUGAUCAGCAUUUUAACAUCAUCUGCAACAAAACUCAGUGUUUAACAUCAAACAGAGAGUUGUGGAGUUGUAUCACCGCCAAUAAAAAAAACUGCUGCAGCCAAAGUCUUGAAACCCCACUCUGGCUUGGCCCACUGAAUACACAUCUAACCAAUCACACUGCCAGCACAACCAGGCAGUACGGCCUGUCUUCCUGCCACAACUUAAGAACCAUCUUCAAGACCCCGGACACAGCCGCAACCAGCCCAACCCAGAGCCAUCAAGAAGCGAAGAGAAGAACCAAACACACUCUUACAGUUUGGAGCGACAAGUGGCCCCUCAACACAACCCGAGACAUCCGGUGACCAGAUAUGAAGCCAAACGAUCGAAAACAUCCAUCAUCAUCAGCACUGUUAAAGAUCUCCUCCCUCUUUCCUCUUUACUGUUCUACAACUGUCUUCAGUGGUGCCCACACACACACACACACACACACACACACACACACACACACACACACACACACACACACACACACACACACACACACACACACACACACACACACACACUAGCACGCACACAGCUGUAAGAACUUUAUUAACCCACAGACAUUUGAUGCUGCGGACAUUUGUGUCUGUGUCCUCGUGAGCAUCUGCAUUUGAUUGGUCGCUGGUUUUAAAAAGGGACAUUUGAGCAGACUUUAAUUCAAGCACACAUACACACAUACAAACACACACAAAGCAUUUCAGUCCCUUCACGUCUAUACUCACAUGUAUUUCUAAUACAUGAGAGCCGGUUUAUCUUUUGCUCAGACAUGCAGGCAUGACACAAGAAUUUGCAUGAACUUGGCUGACAUUUUGGGAAAAGGUGAGAAUAAUUACAAGCACAAACUGGCAACCUGAUUGUUGUUAUUUGAUGUUGUGAGGGGCAUUGUCCUGGCACACAGUUUGUUUUUAUUUCUCUCUGCCCUGCUUCACACACACACACACACACACACACACAACCAUGACCAUUUUUUUUGUAUUCAUUUUAAAAACAACCAUCUUUCCAUUUGCACUAAAACACACCUUUUUACUUGAUUGGUUUUUAUGUUUGAUCCUCAGAGAUGGUUUUGUGGAGACCUUUGGAGAGAUAGCGGUGUGUGUGUUUGUGUGAAUGUGUGUGAGUUUGCAAGAUGCACUUUUGCGGAUGUCCUCUGUUCAUCUCCACUUUCUUCAUCUCCACAUCUGACUGAUACAUUGCAAUUCAUCCCUUGGCGGUGUCUGCGUUUAUUUCUUUGUUGAAUUGCCAAAAGCUGUAGCCAAAGACGUUUCAGGAUAAUUCAUUUGAUUUGAUCCGCUGACAUUAUCACUGUAAUCUUCUGUCUAAAACCGGACCCUUUGGAGAGAGUGGCUCCCUUUCCUCUGUACCUUUUGUUUCCCGCCGGCGAGUCAGAGAAAGUCCAUGUGAAGCCUUUAAAUCCAGCUCCUGGUUUCUGAGACUUCUGACAGUAAUGGCACAAGAUGACAAUAGCUGCCUGAUAUGAGAGGCUUGAAAAACAAUGUGCUUGUUGUUCAUCUGCCAGAUGACAUACCUACUACCUUCACCCCUCCUCUGGCUGUCUCUGGUUCAGUGGUUAUUUAAUUUAAAGAAUCCACAUGAUUGUUCUAUGGAAUUCUUACAUUUGGAUAACAGGACAGACCAUCAAGCAUUCCAUCGUCCUAACUUUUGUUUUGACUCUUCCUCCCUAUCUUUGCUUUGAAGACUUUUCUUUAAUCAUAAGCAUUUGAAUAAACUGUGUAUUAACUAUAAUACACAUAUUCUCUUUUAUUGUCCUGGGAUGCAAAUGCCAUUUUGUAUUUUUCUGUGUUGCUAAAUGUUGAUUGUUUUUUUUUUUUUAUCAUCACAUGUGAAGGCAUCAGGGUUAAAGUCAGCGUCUGUAUACGUGAUACACGCUUGGUUGGCUGCUUCUAAAUAUAGGAUUUUUUUUUUCUAAAUUGUUGAUUUUUUUUUCUUUAAGUUGAUCAGUUUAAACUUUGCUUCAUGUUGGUCUUUAAUUGUGUUCUUCUCUAGGUUUUUCUACAUCAAUUAACCACCUCGAUGGAGUCGAUCGAUCAAUUGUCUGAUUUUAAUCUUCCCUGAUUCAAAAUGCCUCCACAAUCAUCUCUAACCAGCAGCAUCCACAAGCAGCACACAGUUUAUUCCAGGUACCUGAAAUAACAUGGAAGCUUUUUCACCACAUUUUCUAACAGAUAUCAUUUAUCUCUUAAAGUUCCUGUGAGGAAGUUUCAGUUUGUCCAAAGGGGGGCGCUAUAACUGACACAAAGGGAUACGUCUUAACUUUACUGAUCUUGUUUGGGACCUGCGUAAGAAGCAUUUUCUGACAGAAAGAAAUAACAUUAAAAUGUGUGCGAUUAUUGUCAGUAUUUGCAGAGUAUAAUGUAAAAGAGAGGUCCUAAAAUGUUGUUCAUGGUCUUGUCUGACACCUUCCCUGUACGUUGCAGCAAAACUAUAGAAAUGAUCAAUGUUGCUGAGAGUCUUGUGGGUCAUAUAGAGGGCUGACUAGUUAUUUAAGUCUGUUUCAGAACCAGAUACAAACUCCUUACAGGGGCUUUAAUUUCUGAUUCACUAAAAACCUGAUGACAGCAGAACUUUUUAGUUUUAUCAAAAUACUUUUUUUUUUUUGGCAUAAUUUGACCUUUCUGUUCGGACAGUUAGGGAUCAUUUUUGAGGUCAUUUAAUGCCCAAACGGCCACAUGAAAGAGCAUUAGAAGAAAAGAGUUUCAUCAGAUGGCAUCCAGCCCGUACGGCCCUGAUGCUUGGAGUUAAGAUGUUGAUGUACAUGCUGUAAAUAGUUGUGUGCUCUUAUUCCAGUGUCCUCUUUAUUAACGUGAUCUGACUCAGGCGAUGGCUGAGUAUCUUAAUAAUCCUCCAUGAUACUGAUCAUACCCCCAACUCAGGAGGAGGCUUCAGCUCACACACGACUCGUAAUCAAUCACUGGAAGCUUUUUUUUUUGACUCUGGACCACUCAGUAUUGAGACAUAUUAUCCUGUAACGCUAAAGGCUGCAAGUACACACAAGUGUUGGGUGUGCGAGUAAUAAGUCCUGCUUCAGCUCUGCUUGACCUGCUCUUUUUUUAAAGCUCAGUAAAGCCACUAAAUACAAAGCUCCAUAGAAGCAGACAGAGGAAGCGAUAUCUGUCUUGAGAUUUUCUCUGAAAAAGCUGUUUUAGUGAUGUCUUUGUAGAGUGGACAGAAUCUGACUGAGGCCAGCACUGGCAUGUUGCUGGAUGUUAUACCGCUUGUUUACACUAAAAGAAGCAACAAGUAAGGUGAAGCGGUUUCUGGAAGCAGGAGAGAGUAGAUGAAAUAUUAAAUAUGAAUUGAAACACAUAAACUCAUCUUUUCAUCAGGCUUCCAGCGUUAAGAUUUUCAAGAUGGCUGUCCAGCAUGUCUAAUGAACUUUAAACUCAAAGGUCCCCUAUCCUCUGGUCUAUCUGCAUCUCGCGUUAAAUGGGGAAACGGAUGUAAUAUAACAUGAAAGCUAUAUUCAAACAUUUCCCUAAAACUUGCUGUUCUGCAAAGUUGGGGAAAAGAAAAAAAAACUGUUGAACAUUGUGCCUCAUCUCCCACCGAGCCUGUCUUUGACUUCUGUCUCUAUCUCCUCUGUAAAAAGGAAUCUCCUUGUAAAUACAAUUUGAGAUUGCAUUUGAACUGCAUCAUUGUACAGUACAUACAGCGUGUGUGUGCGUCACUGAGCAUUAGCAACAAGCUAACAUGUAUUUGGCCGUCUCAGCCAUUUUAGUUUUUCUGUUACCUGUAGAGAAUGGCAAACGGCUGGUUGGGUCGGGUUUCCCAAAACGAGGAUGAGUUUUUCACCAAUAUUAUUUUUUUACAAGGUGCAUGUGUUGAUAACUAUUAGAAAAAACAAGAUACGUGUGGAAGUUUUAACCACCCUUAAAAGCUUAUCAUAGUUAGUUUGGAAAGCAUGUUUGUAGCAUUGCAAAACAUGGCAUAAAAAACCUUUAAAGAAAGACUAAGAUGCAUGCUGCAGAAUUUCAUUAUAAACUGAAGGGAAAAUAUUUCCCUGAAGUCCCAAAAAGUAAAGAAAAACUUUUGUGUGCACAAUUAUUAUUUUUUACUUUUUGGGCCUUCGGGACUCUGUUAUUUCUUGUCUCCGUCCAAACUGAAUUUAAAUACUAAAAAAGUGCUUAAAGCUACCUUGAGCUGUUUUGCCUUUAAAAAGAAUUGGUGAAUUAUGGAAACAAAUCAUGAUCUAAAAAAAGAUUGUACCCAUCACCCCAAUUUUGGUAAACCCAACCCCAGUGUCAUAGAUGGUCAGUGUUGUGAGGAUGCUUUGUUACCGAGAGACAGAGGGAGGAGUGUUAGGGUGCUGGGGAGUUAAUCUCACCCAAACUCAGGUGGACAUAUCACAUAUCUUGUUUUUCUAAAAUGUUAAAGUGAGAAAAACAAGUGAAAUCAGGAGGUCUGCGUGGCUUUGAGCUUCCACUUUUUUUUGUUGCAUUUUCUUUGUAUUAUUUUAUUGAAUGCAGGAAUGAAUGAUUGUCCUAAAAAGAUUGUUGUAAUUUAUAAUGGACAGCUUUAGUCCAGUGUAUUGAUAAUCUCAUAUUAAGGCUUUGUACUGUCUCUUAUUGGUACCAUAUGUUCUGUUGCCCGUCUUGCUUCUCCCCAGAAUAUUUUUUUGUGGACAUUUUAAACCCAUUUCUGGAAAUGGGUGAGUUAUACAUUCAGUUAAACAUUAAUUAAAACUUGUGAAAUUCAUUGGAAUGUGGUGUUUUAUAUUUUGAAUACUGUAACUUUGCGUAUGAUGACAUAAGUAGAUUUAUUCAGCAUGUCCACAGAAAAACCGGCAAUAACAAAACCAUGUAGGGCAAAGAGAAGGACGAGGAUGACUGAAAGCUUUGCUACUUUUAACUGUGUUUAAUGAGGGGUGACGAGAUGAGCUGCUGCUGUGCCAUCUCUAACCACUCCAAUGCAACAUUUGGACUUUCAUGAAAUCCAAUGCUCACUGUUCAUUGACAGUCCAUCUUUUGUGUGUGCAACCAGGAUAUGAAAAAAAACAAUAAAAAAUGUGGAUGUGAUAAAGA